Messenger RNA from Colletotrichum truncatum, 963 nucleotides. RefSeq lists its product as uncharacterized. Lineage: Eukaryota; Fungi; Ascomycota; Sordariomycetes; Glomerellales; Glomerellaceae. The record is from RefSeq and is a predicted model, not a curated record.
AUGGAUCAACCAACUAAUACAAUUUCCACACCUCAUCUCAACGUCAAGGGUGCAAUCACCACAUCCUCCAAGGAACCAGCAGAAAUCCAGAGUAACCGUCUACCACAUCGCAAAGACUCGGUCACAAUGUUCCCCAACCACCAGGUGUCUGAUUCCCGUUCAAUACCAAAGAGAGGCCGCACAACUCCCGUUGGAAACAUCUCGCUAGAUACCAGGGUGAAGCCAGCGUGGUCAGUUUUCACGUCGCCUGGUUCGUUCGAGCAGCUGUACAACGAAAAAGCCUAUCUGACGGCCUCCCUCAGGGGCCAAGGAGAGCGGACAAUCGAGCUGAUGAGAAGGCUAUCCAUAUUUCAAGAGAAGAUCGACCACAGCCUAUCAUCCGAGGAGCGACGCAAGGCCCGAAAGAAGGCCUACUUGCUCAAGAGCAAAAUCACAGAGGCCACCGCACAGGAAAAGGCGAUUACCCUGCGGCUGUGCGACAUCGGCAGCGAACUCAGUAUCAGAGAGCGAUGGAUGCGAGUACAGAACGAAACCUACGAGCGCAGUCACUGCUGGUGGCCGGUGGACUCGGCCGUCACCGGCUACAUCUCGUCGCCCUCGAGCCUCGCUUCCGUCCUCUCGACGCCGUGGGAUGUGUCCUCGCCGGUCCUUUUUCCUGUGGGAUAUUACCCCGUGUAUAACCCUCUGCAGAUGAUGCCGCCUUGUCCUAGUCCGGAGCCAUACGUAAUGGAGAAUCCGCUUGUUCCAGAGUCCUGGGUAGAUAUUGAAAUGUGCGAGGCGCCGGUCGACAUCCUAGGAAAUUACGGCCUGGAAUUCUGCUUGGACAGCCGAAAAAUGCCAGAUUGUGUGAGCGACGAAGAAGCAGGUGGAAUGGACGACACCGAAGGGCAGAAUAGAAAAAGAAGAAGAAGAAUGAGUCUUCCGCCUUUGCGAUGCCUCUGGCCGGGGCUGCAGGACAUGUGA